CCCAAAGUCAUGGCCACCACUGAAAAGGUCUCCACGGAGCGGAAAGCCAAUCCAGUAAAGUCCUUCCUGACCGGAGGAUUUGGAGGCAUCUGCAAUGUGUUAUCCGGACACCCCCUGGACACCAUCAAGGUGCGCCUGCAGACAAUGCCACGUCCUGCGCCUGGAGAGGCUCCCAUGUACAAAGGAACCUUCGACUGUGCCGCUAAGACCAUCAAAAACGAAGGAGUUCGUGGAUUGUACAAGGGAAUGUCCGCUCCUCUAACCGGAGUAGCUCCAAUCUUUGCCAUGUGCUUCGCCGGCUAUGCCUUGGGCAAACGCCUUCAGCAGCGCGGCGAGGACGCCAAACUCACAUACUCGCAGAUCUUUGUGGCAGGGUCCUUCUCCGGCUUGUUCUCCACCUUGAUCAUGGCUCCCGGGGAAAGGAUCAAGGUCCUUUUGCAGACCCAACAGGGUCAAGGAGGCCAGCGCAAGUACAACGGCAUGAUCGACUGCGCUGGAAAGCUGUACAAGGAAGGAGGACUUCGCAGCGUUUUCAAGGGCAGCUGCGCCACAAUGCUCAGGGAUUUGCCCGCCAACGGCCUGUACUUCCUGGUGUAUGAAGCUCUUCAAGAUGUUGCGAAAGCAAAGUCGGAGUCGGGCAAAAUAAGCACUGCUUCGACGAUUUUCGCUGGUGGUGUUGCGGGUAUGGCCUACUGGAUCCUGGGUAUGCCCGCCGAUGUCCUGAAGAGUCGUCUUCAGUCUGCUCCGGAAGGAACCUACAAACACGGUAUUCGCAGUGUCUUCAAGGAUCUGAUUGUUAAGGAUGGUCCACUGGCUUUAUAUCGGGGCGUUACGCCCAUCAUGAUCCGCGCCUUUCCGGCAAACGCUGCCUGUUUCUUUGGCAUUGAGUUAGCCAACAACUUCUUUAACAUUGUUGCUCCAAAUUUCUAGUAUAAUAAAAUUUAUGUUUUACUAGUGAUUUUAAAAAAA
Drosophila ficusphila is the source of this 969-nucleotide messenger RNA. RefSeq names its product congested-like trachea protein (gene colt). Gene Ontology annotation, biological process: carnitine transmembrane transport; mitochondrial transport. Gene Ontology annotation, molecular function: O-acyl-L-carnitine transmembrane transporter activity. NCBI's taxonomy places the organism in Eukaryota, Metazoa, Arthropoda, Insecta, Diptera, Drosophilidae. Gene Ontology annotation, cellular component: mitochondrial envelope. The record is from RefSeq and is a predicted model, not a curated record. Bases 10 to 930 code for a protein of 306 amino acids. The transcript has a single exon.